GCUUCCCUCCCGCCAACGUCACCGUCACUGUCACCGUCACCAACUUCCUCCCAUCAUCACCAAUUCCCCCUCGCGCACAACAAAAUGGGCCUCAUCCGCCGCGCCCUCAAGCUCACCACCCUCGGCGGCACCGCCACCCUGGGCGCCUUCUUCUUCGCCACGCGCAACUCCACCUUCGUCCCCCUCCCGACCACCGACCCCAUCUUCCACACCCCGGGCUACCAGACCCUGAACCCGCACAACAACCCCACGAGCCACGACCUGUGCAUCCGCCGCGUGCGGCUGGCGGACAUCAAUCCCUCGCUGCUGGAGAAGAAGGGCAAAUUGACCGAGGCGUUCUGCGCGGGGGUGUGGAGUGGUUGGGGAUACGCCUACCAACGCCGCUACCUCUCCAAGAAAUACGAAUCCCCCGCCACCGCGACGGACCUGUGGACCCGGGAGCAGCUGCGCUCCGCCAACUACGAGGUCGGCACGCGCAUCACCGACCAUUUUGAAGUUGUGGAGAAGACCCCCGAGCGGAUCGUGGUGCGGUGCGGCGACUCCCCCCGCAAGACCGGGGUGCGCGACUCCGACGGGCUGUUUGAGAUCUCGGCGGUGGUCAAGCCCGAGGAGGGGGUCGCCGAGUUUGGGCUGAAGAGUGUGUUCUUCAAGGGGACACCUUCUGACAAUGCGGGGGGGCCGCCUAUGCCGGCGCAUGUGUUUUGGUUGCAUAAGCAGUAUACGAAGUUGUGGAUGGAGACGGGGGUGUGGAAUGUUUUGCGGUGAUUCUUUUGCAGUGGGUGAAGGGGGUGGGGGUUGGUAAAUACCUUGGUUUCUUGGGUGGAUGUACGGGUGGCAGAUGUAGAUGUACUGUAGAUGUGGGAUUUCACUGAAGGUCUAUCUAGUGUCAGUGCAGUUAGAUUAUGCUCUCAACCAUUGGGUCAAUGGGCCUUGGUUUAUUAUGUGGCCAUGUGUCUAGGAAGC
Messenger RNA from Aspergillus japonicus CBS 114.51, 963 nucleotides. RefSeq lists its product as uncharacterized. The transcript is spliced from 2 exons. Lineage: Eukaryota; Fungi; Ascomycota; Eurotiomycetes; Eurotiales; Aspergillaceae. The record is from RefSeq and is a predicted model, not a curated record. The coding region runs from base 85 to 765 and encodes 226 amino acids.